AUGGACGUAAACGAAAUCCAUUUGACGCAUUGCAUGUUGUACGAAUUCAAAAAGGGCAACACGGCUGCGGAUGCGGUUAAAAAUAUUUGUAAGGUGUACGGUGAGCAUACUUUAGACGUAAGCAAGUGUCAACAGUGGUUCUCGAGAUUUCAAAGCGGUAUUCUGAACUUUCCCGAUGAGUCGAGAUCGCUAGAACUCGACGAGGAAGCAUUGAAGGCUCUACUCAAAGUAGAACCACGUUUAACCAAUGAUGAAAUAGCAAAAAGACUGAAUUCUACCUGCACUAAUACGCAUCAAGAUUUAGCAAAGACUGGAAAAUUAUCGAGAUUCGGAAAAUGGAUUCCACACGAACUGUCAGUGCCGAAAUGUAUCCAACGCGUGAACAUUUGUGCUCCGUUGCGAGACCGGAAAUACAAUCAUUUAAACGAAUUGUUACCAACGAUGAAGAAUAAAUUGUAUAAAAAAAUUCCAAACGUAAACGACACUGGAUAA
Molecule: messenger RNA, 492 nt
Organism: Colletes gigas
Lineage: Eukaryota; Metazoa; Arthropoda; Insecta; Hymenoptera; Colletidae
Product: histone-lysine N-methyltransferase SETMAR-like
Exons: 1
Coding region: 1-492 (163 amino acids)
Source: RefSeq, a predicted model, not a curated record